GGGAAACUUUGAAAGUUGGAAGCUGCAGUUUGAAAGUUGGAUCCGGUUUUAUUUUGUAGCUGCAUCUGGAGACAUGGGAAGCAAGAAACUCAGAAGAGUGGGUUUAUCACAAGAGCUGUGUGAUCGGCUAAGCAGGCAUCAGAUUGUUACCUGCCAGGACUUUCUUUGUCUGUCCCCCCUGGAACUUAUGAAGAUGGUUGGCCUGAGUUAUCAAGGUGUUCAUGAACUUCUGUGUGUGGUUAGCAGGGCCUGUGCUCCACGGAUGAAAACGGCUUACGAACUAAAGACCCAAAGAUCUCAUGCCCUCUCACCUGCAUUCUUACCAACCACCCUUUCUGCUUUGGAUGAAGCCCUGCAUGGUGGUGUGGCUUGUGGAUCCCUCACAGAGAUUACAGGUCCUCCAGGUUGUGGAAAGACCCAGUUUUGUAUGAUGAUGAGUGUUUUGGCUACAUUACCCACCAGCCUGGGAGGAUUAGACGGAGCUGUUGUGUACAUUGACACGGAGUCAGCCUUCAGUGCUGAGCGACUCAUUGAGAUAGCAGAAUCUCGUUUUCCCAGUUAUUUUGACAGUGAAGAAAAGUUACUUUUGGCAAGUAGUAAAGUACACCUUUAUCGGGAGCUCAGCUGUGAUGAAGUUUUGCAAAGGAUCGAAUCUUUGGAAGAAGAAAUUAUUUCAAAGGGCGUUAAGCUUGUGAUUAUUGACUCUAUUGCUUCUGUGGUGAGAAAGGAGUUUGAUACACAACUUCAGGGCAACAUAAGAGAGAGAAACAAGUUCUUGGCAAGAGAAGCAGCCUCCUUGAAGUAUUUGGCUGAGGAAUUUUCAAUUCCAGUUAUCUUGACGAAUCAAAUUACAACCCAUCUGAGCGGAGCCCUAGCUUCUCAGGCAGACCUGGUGUCUCCAGCUGAUGAUUUGUCCCUGUGUGAAGGCCCUUCUGGAUCCAGUUGUGUGACAGCAGCCCUGGGAAACACCUGGAGUCACAGUGUGAACACCCGACUAAUUUUUCAACAUCUUGGUUCAGAAAGAAGACAGAUUCUCAUUGCCAAAUCUCCUCUGGCCCCCUUCACCUCAUUUGGCUACACCAUCAAGAGAGAAGGCCUGGUUCUUCAAGGCCAACAGAGGCCAUAGGGACACUAUGACCUUUGUCUAAAGCUGACGGAGACGUGAUUUGUGAAAUGAAACAGGACCUUGCUGCUUGGAAGAAGGAAACGGAAGCCAGCAUAAUGGGGAUUAAUUAGUUGAUUGCUGUUGAGAUGGUAACAGAUUUGCCCCUGUACCACUGAGCCACUGGGCAGGGACAGUGAAGACGAAGAGGCCUUUGUUCAGGUCUCAAGAUGCAUGGGGCUGAAGGCUUUGCAGCCGUGGAUGUCAACAGCCAUAAUAAUAAUAAUUUGCACUUAUAUAGCACCUUUCAACUAGGCACCUCAAAGCGGUUUAACCACAUUAAUUAAUUAAAGCCCACAAUCCCCCUGGGGAGAGGAGGAGGAUGACUAACAGGAUUUGUAAUUAUAGGAAGGAAUAUUGUCGAAUAAAGUAUU
Molecule: messenger RNA, 1536 nt
Organism: Sorex araneus (European shrew)
Lineage: Eukaryota; Metazoa; Chordata; Mammalia; Eulipotyphla; Soricidae
Gene: RAD51B
Product: RAD51 paralog B
Exons: 11
Coding region: 74-1126 (350 amino acids)
Biological process (GO): double-strand break repair via homologous recombination
Cellular component (GO): Rad51B-Rad51C-Rad51D-XRCC2 complex
Molecular function (GO): DNA binding; ATP hydrolysis activity; ATP binding
Source: RefSeq, a predicted model, not a curated record